Daphnia magna is the source of this 1079-nucleotide messenger RNA. RefSeq lists its product as uncharacterized. Bases 369 to 1079 code for a protein of 236 amino acids. The transcript is spliced from 3 exons. The record is from RefSeq and is a predicted model, not a curated record. Lineage: Eukaryota; Metazoa; Arthropoda; Branchiopoda; Diplostraca; Daphniidae.
GACUCUUAUUGACUAGUUGAUGCUUAUAGAGUAGUCGAUGCUUAUGGACUAGUCGAUGCUUAUGGACUAGUCGAUGCUUAUGGACUAGUUUGUAUUCUGUUAAUUGUUUAUAAUUAUUAUAUCAAACUUUUUAACUACGGAAAUACGGAAUAUUUUUUAAAUAAUCUUUGGUAAUUUUAUAAAUUGAUGUUAAUUUAUUAAUUCUGGAACAACUCCUUUCCGUUGCUCUUGGCAAAAACCAUUGACGGACCUUGAACUUUGGCAACUCGGCAACUCUGCAUCGAUCAUCAAGAAUUCAAGAGUAAUAAAAAUAUUACAAACUCAUUAGAGAGAUAAUAAAAAAUCGCUUAAAGUAUUUCCGAAUCAUAAUGGAAGAUGAAAAUGCUGAUGAUGAAAUAGCCUCAAAUGAAAGAAACCUGAAUAAAAAAUUAAUUAAAAGAGGAUUUCAACAACCAGAAAUCAGUCGGUACAUUAAAGAUGUUUCUUCUGCCAAUUACAACACCAACAAGCACCGAAUGAUUCGAAUCAUGUUUAUUGCUAACCAGCUUGCCAGAGACGCCGGUGUUGAAUUACUCAUUUUUGGGUAUUUCCCAAAUGUUACUGUGGGAAGUUGUGCAGCAUGGGCAUUUGGUGAAGAGACUAAAAAUAUUGUUACGAAACCAACAGCCAAAUCAUUUCUUAAACAUUGGGAGAAUGUUUUUUCAUUAAAAGAAGAUAUACGUCAAAAUCCAGCCAAGGCCAAUGUUGAUGUUGACAAUGAAGAACCACAAACUGAAAAUGUUGACAAUGAAGAACCACAAACUGAAAAUGUUGAAAAUGAAGAACGACAAGGUGAAAAUGUUGAUGUUGACAAUGAAGAUGAUCCACAAACUGAAAAUGUUGAAAAUGAAGAACGAGAAGCUGAAAAUGAAGAACCACAAACUGAAAAUGUUGAGUUAAACAAAGAAAAAGAAGUUGUCGUUGUUCAAGUAUCACUCAACGAAACAGACACAGCGGAAGUCAACAAGAACACCAAAACCGAAAUUUUUAAACUGAGACGACUUAAAAUUUGUACAAUCAAUUAUUGUACACUGAAAUAA